CCGAAUUGUAGGGCGGCUCGGCCGGGGUGAUGGCCGCUUCCGGGAGGCUCGGCACUUUUCGUCUCCCACCGCUGCCCACCAUUCGGGAGCUCAUUAAGUUAUUCAGACUGCGAGCCCUGAAGCAGCUCUCCCAAAACUUCCUCCUGGACUUGAGGCUGACAGAUAAAAUAGUCAGGCAAGCUGGCAAUCUGAGACAUGCUCAUGUCUACGAGGUGGGCCCCGGGCCUGGCGGAAUCACGAGGUCCAUCCUCAACGCAGGUGUGGCUGAGUUGCUGGUGGUCGAAAAGGACAUCCGCUUUAUUCCUGGGUUACAGAUGCUGUCUGAUGCAGCACCUGGGAAACUGAGGAUUGUUCAUGGCGAUGUGCUGACGUUUAAGGUGGAAAAUGCUUUUCCGGAAAGUCUGAGAAGACAGUGGGAGGAUGACCCUCCAGACGUACAUAUCAUUGGAAAUCUGCCCUUCAGUGUUUCGACUCCACUGAUCAUCAAGUGGCUGGAAAACAUGUCUCGCAGAGAUGGGCCUUUCACUUUCGGCAGAACCCAGAUGACCUUGACUUUCCAGAAGGAAGUGGCCGAGAGACUCACGGCCAGCACCGGGAGCAAGCAGCGCAGCCGCCUCUCCGUCAUGGCCCAGUAUCUCUGCCACGUCCAGCAGGUCCUGACAAUUCCGGGCCGUGCUUUUGUCCCCAAACCAGAGGUGGAUGUGGGAGUGGUCCAUUUCACCCCCCUGACGCAGCCCCAGAUCGAGCAGCCCUUCAAGCUGGUGGAAAAGGUCGUCCUGAAUGCUUUCCAGUUCCGCCGGAAGUACUGCCACCGGGGGCUGAGCAUGUUAUUCCCCAAAGCUCAGCGCUUAGAAAGCACCGGGAAACUCUUAGAGCUGGCGGACGUGGACCCCACCCUGCGGCCGAGCAAGCUCUCCGUCUCCCAUUUCAAGAGCCUCUGCGACGUGUACCGGAAAAUGUGCGACGAAGACCCUCACCUCUUUGCUUACAACUUCAGAGAUGAACUCAGGCAACUUGCAACCAAAACCCUGAAGGGAAAGAACACCAAGGAGCGGGCAACUCACCUACAAGAUGCCAGCUCCACACAGGUUCAACAGAGAGUCUGACAAGAACAAAGCUUUUCAAAUGUUAAGAAGCUGCGCGAGUCCGUGACAUCAGCAGGAGCUUCUGGUGGGGCUGGAACAGCGAGAAGGACCUGCUUAUUCCAGCGCUAUUACCUGCAGUCGCUUCUUCCC
Molecule: messenger RNA, 1235 nt
Organism: Erinaceus europaeus (western European hedgehog)
Lineage: Eukaryota; Metazoa; Chordata; Mammalia; Eulipotyphla; Erinaceidae
Gene: TFB1M
Product: transcription factor B1, mitochondrial
Exons: 8
Coding region: 30-1106 (358 amino acids)
Biological process (GO): transcription initiation at mitochondrial promoter; rRNA methylation
Cellular component (GO): mitochondrial matrix
Molecular function (GO): mitochondrial transcription factor activity; rRNA (adenine-N6,N6-)-dimethyltransferase activity
Source: RefSeq, a predicted model, not a curated record